Molecule: messenger RNA, 1101 nt
Organism: Cylicostephanus goldi
Lineage: Eukaryota; Metazoa; Nematoda; Chromadorea; Rhabditida; Strongylidae
Source: the annotation of a GenBank genome assembly
AUGAGUUCUGAGAUGUGGCAGCUGGAUCCACAAGGCGAUCUCUACUUCGAAAAGUGUGUGAAAGGUUUUAUGGCAGAACUGUUCACCAAGUGGCAUAUGAACUCUAGUGCUCAUUACGUAUCGAUUAUUCUUUGUUCACGCUUUUAUCUGCUUGGUGAUGUCGAUAAAGACGUCGCAGAGCAACUGGGCCCUAGCGCACGCGAUCAUCGUGGACGGUAUUUCCAGGAUUUUUAUCGAUUAUUGGUACAGAAUGAACAUUACGAAGACUGGAGUCAUGUCCUGUCCACGAUAAAGCUGUCAUUCAACAACUACCAGGAAACCAUACAAGAUGUGCUAGCUGCAAACUAUCCAAACCUGAAGGGUCGAUGGGAGAUCUCCACAGCAGCAGAUGGCAACUUCUUGCAAGUCCUGAACAUGAGCAUGAACUCAUUCAGUGUUUACCAUACUGACAGAAGAUUUGAAACCACUGGACAACAGAUAAUUUUUGUAACUCCUGGAGGUGGUGUGCUGAAUGUGGAUCGAGAGAUGGUGAACAUGACUAAACAAAGAAUCAUCGACAUGGGAAUAUCACUUGACAUGGUUUGCCUGGGAGAGCAACCUCUGCAUGCAGUUCCUUUGUUUGUGUUUCACAAUCGUUGGAACUCUUCACAACCUUUCGAAGACUACUUUAUACCUCACUGGAUGAACUACUCAUAUUAUCGAAUGAGCAAGCGGAGCGCAAUAUCGAUAAACUUCCGGCCAAGGAUCAAUUUACCCAAUGCUAUUUUGUCCGCCCCGCGUACUUUGGUUAUGGAUGGUGAGACAAUACAACAUUGUGAUAUGCAAGCAUAUGAUGUAGAGGCAUUCUCGAAGCUGCUGACACCGACUAAAUUUGGUGAAAAAGGAAAGUCUCAAAACUUGCUAGACGAGUUGAACAAAGAGUUAGGUUUACCACCUGAACAGACUGAACCGAUCCCUUUGCAGCCUUACGAACGAUCACUCUCAGCUCGUGUAGGGCCAAGUUCGCUAGACAACGCCGGCAGUGCGUUUGGAAUACGCAAUGGCAUUGAAAGUGGAUCAUUGGAGCAGAAGCGAUUUGUUGGAGUGGCUGGUUUCACAUGA